Messenger RNA from Dipodomys ordii (Ord's kangaroo rat), 872 nucleotides. It is a transcript of the gene Mrpl28, whose product is annotated as mitochondrial ribosomal protein L28. Gene Ontology annotation, molecular function: structural constituent of ribosome. NCBI's taxonomy places the organism in Eukaryota, Metazoa, Chordata, Mammalia, Rodentia, Heteromyidae. Gene Ontology annotation, cellular component: mitochondrial large ribosomal subunit. The record is from RefSeq and is a predicted model, not a curated record. The transcript is spliced from 5 exons. The coding region runs from base 1 to 648 and encodes 215 amino acids.
AUGGCCUCUGGAGACUACCGACACCACGUGUGGGGUGGAGCCCUGUGCUCCGUGGUCCUGGGGAUGGUUAGAAUGGGAGCCAGUGGCCCAGCCCACCGUGAAGGUCCUUUAGGUCCCGUUUGCCCUGGAAGGGAUACACUUACGGAGUCUCUGUUGCACCUUCAGCUCUCAGCAAGGGUGAAGAAGGUGUGGAAGCCCCAGCUGCUCCAGCGGGAGCUGUACAGCGAGAUCUUGGAUAAGAAGUUCACUGUGACUGUCACCAUGCGGACUUUGGAUCUCAUCGACAAGGCCUAUGGGUUCGACUUCUAUAUCCUCAAGACCCCAAAGGAGGACCUGUGCUCCAAGUUUGGGAUGGAUCUGAAGCGAGGUAUGCUAUUGAGGCUUGCCCGCCAGGACCCUCAGCUGCACCCGGAUGACCCCGAACGGAGGGCAGCCAUCUACAGCAAGUACAAGGACUUUGCCAUCCCAGAGGCGGAGGCCGAGUGGGUUGGCCUGACAUUGGAGGAGGCUGUGGAGAAGCAGAGGCUCCUGGAAGAGAAGGACCCUGUCCCCCUAUUCAAGAUCUAUGUGGAGGAGCUGGUGGAGCAGCUUCGGCAGCAGGUCCUGUCAGAGCCCGCAGUGGUGCAGAAGACAGCCAGUGGGAAGUGACCACAGGGCCCGGCUUCCUCUCGGCCACAUCCUGGAGUGGCCGCACGGGUUCCUGUGUACUGGCCACACGGGGUAGUCUUUUCAGAGGCCCUAGGGACACUGGAGACCUGGAACUAAGCAGUGGCCGUCUAGGUGGGUGAUGGUGGAUAGCAGCAUUGAUUGUGCCUGUGGGUCUGGUAGUGAGUAAACGGAGCCCAGCUGCGUGUGUGCUCUUCCUGGGGCUU